This is a messenger RNA of Aspergillus aculeatus ATCC 16872, 1422 nucleotides long. Its product is annotated as putative PHD finger domain protein. The transcript has a single exon. Gene Ontology annotation, cellular component: Rpd3L-Expanded complex; Rpd3L complex; nucleus. Gene Ontology annotation, biological process: regulation of DNA-templated transcription. Lineage: Eukaryota; Fungi; Ascomycota; Eurotiomycetes; Eurotiales; Aspergillaceae. Bases 1 to 1422 code for a protein of 473 amino acids. The record is from RefSeq and is a predicted model, not a curated record.
AUGUCGCAAUUACAAGAGGACCCCGCCACGGUGCUCGAACAAUUCGUGCACGAUGUGGCCAACCUGCCCGCCGAAAUCAAUCACCUGAUGGAGGAGAUUCAAGCCAAAGACAAGACCAUCCAAGAAUGCCGGACGACCAUCAACUCGCGCGACACCAGCCUGCAGAAAUUCAUCAAGCUCAACGGCAGCCUGACGCCCAACCCGAAGGAGGAGCAAUACAGCAAGACCAUCCUCCAGAAUCUCGACAAAUCGCAACUCCUGCAAGACGAGAAGAUCCAGCUCAGCGAAAAGGCCUGCGUCCUCCUGGACCGACAGAUCAAGCGCCUGGACAUCGCGAUCCACAAACUCCAAAGCAACGGCAUGCUCUCGAACGACCCCCCGCUCCCUUCCCUCUUCAACAACAAAGACCAAUACCGCGACCCCCCGCGCAUCUUCUUCCCGGACGCCACCGUUGACGCCGCCGCCGCCGCCGCCGCAUCCUCAUCCCCGACCGCACACGCCACCAACGGCGGCGGCGGCGGCGGGUCCGCCUCCGCCUCUGGCGGCGCAGCGAACCUCAUCCUCGGCGCAACCCAACGCCUGAACCAGUCCCUCAGCCGGAACGCCACGACCGCCGCCGCGGCUGCCGCCAUGCUGAGCUCCCCGUCCGCCGCGCGCUCCUCCGCCCCCGCCACUCCGUCGGGCACCGUGCACUUCCAGCAACGGCACCAGCGCGAAUCCUCCGCCGGCGCCGUCGAGAACAAGCGCCGCCGGCUGAACGCCUCCCUGGGCACCCUCCCCGCCGCGUCCUCCAACCUCCGUCAAUCCUCGCUGGGGCCCGGCACCCCGAAAGGCGGGGGCACGCCCGCCUCCAGCCGCGCCGGCAGCGCCGGGCCCCGCAGCUCCGCCUCGACCACGAAGAAGGCCCUCACGAAGAAGGUCGCGCCGCACCAGCAGCUGAAGAAACUCAAGACCGGCGGCGGAGGCGGCGGCGGCGGCAGCAGCGGGUUCAACGGGAAACACAGCAAGCGAUCCUCCAGCGCCAGCGGCCGCCUCAAACUCACCAAGAAAUCCUCCCCUUCGUCAUCGGCGGCUGGACCUGGUGGUCAUGGUGCUGCUGGUGGUGAAGACGACGAGGACGAUUCCCUGCUCAGCAGCGCCGACAUGUCGGACUCGGAACAUGCCGACCUCCGCGGUGGCGCCGGGGUGGGCGGCGGCGGCGGCGGCGGCGAAAACGAUCUGGACGAGGAGGAGGACGAGGAUGAGGGCAACGAGGAUACCAAGGUGUAUUGCACGUGUCGCAGCGUCAGCCAUGGCGACAUGGUGGCGUGCGACAACGAGGAUUGCGAGUUCGAGUGGUUCCAUUGGAAGUGUGUCGGGUUGACCCGGGAGCCCGUGGGCAAGUGGUAUUGUCCGCAGUGUUCGGCGAAAUUGGGCGCGUGA